UUAGCAACAAAUCGACCUACCUUUAGCGACUUCCGCUGAAAAUUAGUUGGCAACACUGAUCUGAUGUUUAUUGAAGUCAACAGUCAGUGGAUGUGUGUGCGGUUCAGAAACAUUUACAGAGAAACAGAUUAAUCAUAAACUCUCCAUCAAUAUGAAGAAUCAUUAUUUAUCGUUCUUACUCUUAUUACUCGUGGAGGGUGUGUUCAGUGACGUGAUGAUGUCAGUGAUGGAGGGAGAUUCUGUCACUCUACAGAUUGAUGUUACUCAGAUUCAGGGAGCUGAGACACUGCUGUGGAUGUUUAAUGGUCAAAGUAAAUUCAUAGCAAAGAUUGACAGGGAAUAUAAUAAGAUUAUCACAGUACCCCCGAAAAAUGUUGAAAGAUUCAGGAACAGACUGCAGGUGGAUCAGAUCGGAUCUCUCACCAUCACAAACAUCAGAACCGAAGACUCUGGACUUUAUACACUAGGGAUCAAUAGCAGUGUUGGGAUUCCAUACAAGAACUUCAGAGUUACUGUCAAUCGUGUGUCUGAUGUUGAGACAAAGACUGUAAUAAAGGGAGAAUCUGUCACUCUACAGACUGAUCUUACUGGAUUACAGACGGUUGAUGAGCUGCAGUGGAGUUAUUUUACACCAGAAGAAACUCGUAUAGCACGAGUCACUAUAGAGACUGGAAACAAGAACAUUACAUUACCUAAUGUUUCUAAGAUAUUCAAUGACAGACUGAAUGUGGACAGUAAAACUGGAAAUCUCAUCAUCAGUGACGUCACAACUGAACAUUCUGGACUUUAUAAAUUAGAGAUCAACAGAUCACAAACCAAACCAAAGAUGUUCAGAGUUACUGUUAUUGAACGAUCUCCAGUUGUUCCAGAUCCGCGUCCGUCUCCAGGUGCUAUAGCAGGAAUAUGUACUGCUGUUGCUGUUCUGCUGCUCGUGGUGAUUGGGAUUUUUUGGUAUCGCCACAAGAUCAAGGCUUCUGCUGUUAAGAUGUACAAUCGCUGCUGUAAAAAUUUCCAUUUUCCAUUGCUGCAAGCUCUCUGAACUAAGAAAUCUAAAAGAUGGAGGUGCAGCAAUAGUACAACAAGACCAUCUGAAUUCAGAACACUAAACAGCCACAGUAUUUAAUCAAUGUAACGAUAUAAACACGAGCUGUGUUUGAAACUAACACUUCAGAUGAGAAACUUAACAAGACUGAAGAGCUUCACUUGAUUUGGAAUAAAUUAGAAAAGUUUGUGCUUUCAUUCAUUAUAAAGCUGCUAAAUGAUAAUUACAAAUAUAAUUAAUGCUAAAUAAAUAUGUAAUCAGAAUCAGCUUUAUUGCCAAGUAUGCUUACACGUACAAGGAAUUUGUAUAAGGGAUAGAUUUCAUAAAUAUCGGCCAGUGUUUAUUCCAGUGUAUUGUGAAAUGCUCGAAUCUCAAACCCAUUCCAGUUUUAUACAUUCAGUCAUUCUUUUACAUUGGUCAUUAUUUUGUACUUUGUGUCUCAUUUUUCUCCUAUAUCAUUUUAUUGUGUUUUUUACAUACAGUAUAUCACGCUUCAUAUAUAUUUUACAGCUUAAUACUUGCCUACCAAAAAAAGAUAAGUUUCCAAAUGACCAUUCCAUUGAAUACUUUUAGUCAUUGUUGCGUUUUCAUUUGUUUUGAAUCAUUUUUAUUUAGGUUUUAACAUAUAUCAUGCUUCAUAUAUUUUAAGCUUCGUGCUUGCCACUUGAAAAAAAGCUAACUUUACGUUUUUGCAGAUGACCAUCAUUCCAUUUCUUUUAGUCAUUAUUAUAUUUUUAUUUGUGGUUAUUUUCAACAUUGUGCCUAAUUUUAAUAUUGUGAGAUUUGAUUCUCUUUUUUAUUUUUCUAUAUUUGAUAGCAUAUAUUAUACUUAAUUUUUAGCCUCACAUGUGCCUGCUGAACAAGAAACAAUUGCAAAUAUGUGACCGUAUUUUCUGUUUUUAAAGUAAAUCUGCCAGUUGAAUCCGAUCGACAUGUGAAUUUGAUGUUUUACAGAGUUUUGAAAACCACCGUUUCAGUUCAGAAAAGCUCAAAUGAAUGUGCAGCUGUCAUGUGUAUUUCAUGAACUUUUAAAUGUAAGCUGAUAUCAGACUGAUACUGUUGUAUGUUCUCAGUCUGUCAGUAUGAUUGUUCACAUAAUCUAUGUGCAUGAAGUCUCUAGACCAGUUAAAGCUACACAUGUUCUGUAAGAUCUCACUGUCUCAUUAUUUCUGCUAUCUAGUGUAUUAAUGCUGCUUUGAUCUUGCUUUAUUAGAGAUAAUUAAUGUCAUUUAUUUGACUUUAUAGUAAAGGCUGUACUAAAAUGUAGUUUAGGGUUUGCUGAUUGUGCAUUAUACUAAAUAAAAAUGGAU
Xyrauchen texanus (razorback sucker) is the source of this 2352-nucleotide messenger RNA. RefSeq lists its product as uncharacterized. Lineage: Eukaryota; Metazoa; Chordata; Actinopteri; Cypriniformes; Catostomidae. Bases 152 to 1039 code for a protein of 295 amino acids. The record is from RefSeq and is a predicted model, not a curated record. The transcript has 5 exons.